AUGGUAAAAAGCUCCCACGAUCCGCGCUUGACUGCUAUCGUCAACAUGUCGAAAUUCGCUGCAGACGUUCCGUGGUUCUUUCCCAGAAAGCGACGCAUGUCCGCACCACCGCUCAACUUUCGUGAUCUCAGGGACAUGGACGGAAAACAUUUCUACAUGAGGCAACACGAAAUCGAAGAUUUAUUCCUGGAUCCCAAAGACAUGGCCGAAUAUUCAUCUUUUGAUCGCCUCUACCCCACCGUUUUAUUCAGCAAUGAUAAGGCCCUGAAAUUAUAUUCAUAUCUGGUCGAUGUGUCGCAAAUUGUGGCCACCAUGGACCUGGCGAGGACGAAGGUCCCUGUUCCUCGCGUUCACAAGCACGGCUAUUCCGGAAACUGUGGUUAUAUCCUGAUGGAGCGGAUACGAGGAUAUCCACUUUCCCGUUUUCUUCGUCACUACAAAUGCCCUAUGCCUCAUAAAGUCACAUUCGCGAUAAAAAGGAUAGUCGAGGAUCUAGCGAGCUUAGGUCUCUGCCAUAACGACGUCAAACCACGGAACAUUGUUGUCAGCUCGAGCUGGGAUGUACUGACUAUUGUAGAUUGGGAUCACUGUAUGCCACUUAUACACGCAGGAGAGUAUACCAGAAGGGUAGUAUGGGCGGAGAAACACGACCCCUUUUGCAUCACGGAUAUCUGGGACGCUUUCUUUCUUUCUGUGGCCGCCGACAGGGUUGGAGAGGAGUUGCUCAUGGAGCAACACUAUCGUUCCUAUAUGUACACGGUGCCUCUCCGAACGACCGGGACGGUCUCCCAACCGUUUGGUCCGCAAUCAGCACUGUCUUUGGAGUUCAUGGAACGUCGUAGACGAUCCAAGGCUUCCGCGCUUGCAGGCGGGUCGGAAACAGCAGAAAAAGCGCAAUCUGUCGAAGUGGGUCUUUAG
Marasmius oreades (fairy-ring Marasmius) is the source of this 918-nucleotide messenger RNA. RefSeq lists its product as uncharacterized. Gene Ontology annotation, biological process: protein phosphorylation. NCBI's taxonomy places the organism in Eukaryota, Fungi, Basidiomycota, Agaricomycetes, Agaricales, Marasmiaceae. Bases 1 to 918 code for a protein of 305 amino acids. The transcript has a single exon. The record is from RefSeq and is a predicted model, not a curated record. Gene Ontology annotation, molecular function: protein kinase activity.